This is a messenger RNA of Mytilus californianus (California mussel), 1993 nucleotides long. RefSeq names its product heat shock 70 kDa protein 12A-like. Gene Ontology annotation, molecular function: ATP binding; ATP-dependent protein folding chaperone. Bases 148 to 1917 code for a protein of 589 amino acids. The record is from RefSeq and is a predicted model, not a curated record. The transcript is spliced from 5 exons. Lineage: Eukaryota; Metazoa; Mollusca; Bivalvia; Mytilida; Mytilidae.
GUGCUAACAAGGAAGUUAAUUAAUGAGAAGGUCAUGUAAUGGAUACAACAGUUUUAUUUUUACGUUUGAAGAGAAUGACACACAAUUGACCAUGAACUAAAUUGUGUAUCUGCAGGUUAGCUGUGAGAAGAGUUAUUAAUAAAAAAAAUGGCGACAAGGAGAGCAUCAGAAAGCAGAGGAAGUCGGUUAGUUGUUGCUGCUAUAGACUUGGGAACAACUUUCUCAGGAUAUGCCUUUUCCUUCAGAUCUGAUUUUGAGUCCAACCCACUUAAAAUUAGCACAAAUGAUUGGUCAGCAGAGGGAGUUCACAGUUCAGAGAUGAAAGCGCCAUCUAUAUUGCUUCUCAAUCCUGACCAAUCAUUUAACUGCUUUGGAUACCGAGCACAACAUACUUACUCAGACUUGUUGGACGAUGACCCAGAAAAAGCGGCCAAAUAUUAUUUUGUCAAAAACUUCAAAAUGCAGUUGCAUAAUAGGGAAAUUUCUUUGGGAAUGAUGAUCCAAGACGUAACAGGAAAAGAAUUGCCGGCUAUCAACGUAUUUACUGAAUCAAUAAGGUUUCUCAAAGAUCAUUUCCUUGAAAUGUUCACCGACAAAAAGUUAGGCUUUACUAUCAAUGAUGUCUUCUUUGUGAUUACCGUUCCUGCCAUUUGGAGCGACGCUGCAAAGCAGUUUAUGAGGGUGGCCUCUGAGAAGGCAGGUAUAAAAAGUUCCCAGAUGAUGCUAGCAUAUGAACCGGAAGCUGCUGCCUUGUUUUGUAGUCUGUUACCCGAUGACCAAGGAAUUGCUAAAUAUUUCCAGGAAAAACGAAGACUUAUGAUAGUAGAUCUGGGUGGUGGUACGGCUGAUAUAACGGUUGUCAAAGUAAUAAAACGUGAAGAGAAACUUACCUAUAUAGAGCACGUGUACAGAGUUACAGGAGGGGCUUGGGGAGGUAACCAAGUCAAUAAGAAUUUUGAAAAAUUCUUAGAAUCUGUAUUCGGAAAUGACGUCAUGGAUGAGUUUAAAAGAGAUUAUCUUUCCCAAUAUUUGGAGAUGAUGAGAGACUUUGAAGUGCAGAAGAAAACACUUUCAACUUCAGGUACGAAAACCGGUGUCGGAAUCAGAUUUGGGGGCGACCUUCGUCAUAUUUUUAAAAGUAAGCGAGGAAAAGACAUAAAAGAUGAAUUACAAGACAAAUAUAAAGGUUUAGUAAGAAUAACAGGUGACAAAUUGCGAUUUGACCUAGCAAUAUUCAAAAGAUUUUUCCAAGACUGUGUAAAUAAAAUUGUCAAUCAUAUUAAUGAAAGCUUUUUGAAAAGAGGAUGUGCAUGGCCGUCUGCUAUGAUAUUAGUUGGUGGAUUUUCCGAUGCUCCUGUUAUCCGGGAAGCAAUUGUUGACGCCUUUCCCGUUAUAAGAGAUGUUGUGUCGCCCGUGGCGACAUCAUUGGCAGUUUUAAAAGGAUCAGUUAUAUUUGGUCACGAACCAGCCAUAGUUACUGGCCGAGUCUGUCGUGAAACGUUAGGCCUCACACUCCGUCGUCCAUAUGUACCAGAAGGUCAAACGGAAAAGAAAACGUUUAAAAUUGAUGGACAAUUGCGAGCAGAUAAAAGUUUUCAAAAAAUGUUUUCAAUAAAUGAAAUCAUUAAACUUGGACAAACACGUACAGUGGCAAUACAAGAUCUUCAUACAAACAAAGAGCUACGAAAACAUCCGAAGAUUAUCGAAGUUUAUGCUUCACAAGACGAAGAUCCUAAAUAUAUCACGGACGCUGGUUGUUCCCUCAGAGGAAAAAUCACUGUUAAUCCGCCAAACGGUAAAUGGCCGGAAAAUGCGGAAGGUUUUAUUGAUAUGGAAACUGGAGGAACGGAAAUUAUCGUACGGUACAGAGACAAACAUUCUGGUCAGAUUACUGAAGAAACGAUAGAUUUUAUGUGAUAUUUUUUAUCUGAAUAUAGUUUUCUCUUCAAAUGUUAUUAUAUAUACAAAAAUUAAAAAUUACUGUAACUGAAAA